UUUUUUUUUAAUGCCCCUCCUUUGCUCGCAACCUGUAGACGUGAGUUCUGAGUGGUGCUGUGAAGCAGGAGGCUGGCCAGGCGCUCGCUCGGGUGCCUGUCCCGGAGACGCCUCGUCGCAGUCUUAACAGGCAGGUCUCCCAUCCCCGCUUCUCUGGCCGGGGUCUGGAAGUACUCACGCAUGGGCAAGAAACUAUGACUGUGCCCUUAUUCUCCCUAACCUUUCUCUUCUCAUUAGCAUCCGUCCUUAAUUGAAGAGCCAGUGACUAUUGGCUGAAGUUCCCAGCGAUUUGCAUGAAUUGAGGGAGUGUCUUCUGCCGCCCUCCUGUCAGGAGCGCGCUGACUGCAGCCUCCCUGGGAAUGCGCGGUCGAGGGAAUGCGCGCAGCUCCAGGGCCCUGGCAGCGAGCUGGCGCCCAGCGACCUGGCACCCGCGCCUGGAUAUGGGGCAUUUACAACGUCCCAGGAGCAGUACCAGCCACAGGAACCUGCAGCAUCUGUUUAUGUUUUUCCUCUUCGUGGGACCCUUCAACUGCCUCGCGAGCUACAGCCGGGCUACGGAACUCCUGUACAGCCUGAACGAGGGACUACCUGCCGGGGUGCUAAUCGGCAGCCUGGCUGAGGACCUGCGGCUGGUGCCCCGGUCCUCCGGGAGCCAAGACCAGCGACCACAGGCGUCUGAGAGCGCCAGCAUUGAGCGGAACCCGCCUCUCUCCUUCAGCCUGGCAUCCCGAGGACUGAGUGGCCAGUACGUGACACUGGACAAUCGUUCCGGAGAGCUGCACACUUCUGCCCAGGAGAUUGACCGAGAAGCCCUGUGUCUGGAAGGAGGAGGAGGGGUUACCUGGGGCGGCAGCCUCUCCAUCUCUUCCUCCCCUUCCUCUGACUCCUGCCUUUUGCUUCUGGAUGUGCUGGUUCUGCCUCAGGAAUACUUUAGGUUCGUGAAAGUGAAAAUCGCCAUCAGGGACAUCAAUGAUAAUGCCCCACAGUUCCCCGUUUCCCAAAUUUUGGUAUGGAUUCCAGAAAAUGCACCUGUCAACACCCGGCUGGCGAUAGAGCAUCCUGCUGUGGACCCAGAUGUAGGCACUAAUGGGGUACAGACCUACCGAUUACUGGACUACCAUGGGAUGUUCACCCUGGACGUGGAAGAAAAUGAAAACGGGGAGCGGACCCCUUAUCUUAUCGUCAUGGGAGCUUUGGACAGAGAGACCCAGGACCAGUAUGUGAGCAUCAUCAUAGCCGAGGAUGGAGGAUCUCCACCACUUUUGGGCAGUGCCACCCUCACCAUUGGCAUAAGUGACAUUAAUGACAAUUGUCCUCUCUUUGCAGACUCACAAAUCAAUGUCACAGUGUAUGGGAAUGCUACCGUGGGCACCCCUAUUGCAGCUGUCCAGGCUGUGGAUAAAGACUUAGGGACCAAUGCUCAGAUCACCUACUCUUAUAGUCAGAAAGUUCCACAGGCAUCUAAGGAUUUAUUCCAUCUGGAUGAAACCACUGGAGUCAUUAAACUUUUCAGUAAGAUUGGUGGAAGUGUUCUGCAGACACACAAGCUCACCAUCCUUGCUAAUGGGCCAGGCUGCAUCCCCGCUGUGAUCACUGCCCUGGUGUCCAUUAUCAAAGUCAUUUUCAGACCACCUGAAAUUGUCCCUCGGUAUAUAGCAAGUGAGAUAGAUGGUGUUGUUUACUUGAGAGAACUGGAACCAGUUAACACUCCAAUUGCUUUUUUCACCAUAAGAGAUCCAGAAGGUAAAUACAAGGUGAAUUGUUAUCUGGAUGGGGAAGGGCCAUUUAGGCUCUCUCCCUACAAACCAUAUAAUAAUGAAUAUUUGCUAGAAACCGCAAAGCCUAUGGACUAUGAACUACAACAGUUUUAUGAAGUAGCUGUCGUGGCCUGGAACUCUGAAGGAUUUCAUGUCAAAAAAAUUAUUAAAGUGCAACUUUUAGAUGACAAUGACAAUGCUCCUGUUUUCCUUCAACCCCUGGUAGAACUAACAAUUGAAGAAAACAAUGCACCCAAUGCCUUUUUGACUAAGCUGUAUGCUACAGAUGCUGACAGUGGAGAGAGAGGCCAGGUUUCGUAUUUUCUUGGAGCUGAUGCUCCGUCCUACUUUUCCUUAGACAGUGCUACCGGAGUCCUAACAGUUUCUACUCAACUAGACCGAGAAGAGAAAGAGAAGUACAGGUACACAGUUAGAGCUGUUGACUCUGGAAAGCCACCCAAAGAAUCAGUUGCUACCGUGGCUCUCACAGUGCUGGAUAAGAAUGACAAUAGUCCUAGGUUUAUCAACAAGGACUUCAGCUUUUUUGUGCCAGAAAACUUUCCGGGAUACGGGGAAAUUGGAGUAAUCAGUGUCACAGAUGCUGACGCUGGACAGAAUGGAUGGGUGGCUCUCUCCGUGGUGAACCAAAGUGAUAUCUUUGUUAUAGAUACAGGCAAGGGCAUGUUGAGAGCUAAAGUUUCAUUGGACAGGGAGCAACAAAGCUCUUAUACUUUGUGGGUUGAAGCCAUUGAUGGUGGUGAGCCUGCCCUAUCCUCUACUGCAAAAAUCACAAUUCUUCUUUUAGACAUCAAUGACAACCCUCCUCUUGUCUUAUUUCCUCAGUCGAAUAUGUCUUACCUUUUGGUUCUGCCGUCUACUCUCCCUGGCUCCCCAGUUACAGAAGUCUAUGCUGUGGACAAAGACACAGGCAUGAAUGCCGUCAUAGCUUAUAGCAUCAUAGGGAGAAGAGGUCCAAGACCUGAGUCCUUUAGGAUUGACCCCAAAACUGGCAACAUUACUUUGGAAGAAGCAUUGCUGCAGACAGAUUAUGGACUCCAUCGCUUACUGGUGAAAGUGAGUGAUCAUGGCUAUCCAGAGCCUCUUUACUCCACUGUCAUGGUGAACCUCUUUGUCAAUGACACUGUCAGUAAUGAGAGCUACAUUGAAAGCCUUUUAAGAAAGGAACCAGAAAUUAAUAUAGAGGAGAAAGAACCACAAAUCUCAAUAGAACCAACUCACAGAAGGGUAGAGUCUGUGUCUUGUAUGCCCACGUUGGUAGCUCUAUCUAUAAUCAGCCUGGGUUCCAUCACACUUGUAACAGGGAUGGGUAUUUACAUCUGCUUACGGAAGGGGAAAAAACAUCGCAGGGAAGAUGAAACUUUGGAAGUACAAAUUCCACUGAAAGGAAAAAUUGACUUAUGUCUGAGAGAAAAGAAACCGUUGGAUAUUUCUAAUAUUUGAUAUUUCAGUGUAAGCGACACUUCUUUAACUAAUUUUGGAUAGUCUUCACUACCGAAACGAGUAGUUGAUGGCAGUUCCAAUGAAGGACAACUAAUUUAUAACUUAUAUUAUAUUGUAAAUAGCUGUUUACAGGUUUUUAAAUUCAAAUUCAGAUGUUAUAAGACGUGUACAGCAUUUUUUAAAUGAGAAUUAAUACUACCAGCUGUAGAAAUGUUUAAAAAAUGCUUGGACAUCAUUUGCAGCUUCCAUACACCAAGCAGAUGAUUCAUAAAACCUGAGAGAAAGGUAAGACUAUGGUACGUUAGUUUUUUUGUCUAAAAAGUCCUUUAACCACAAGAGGGCAUCAGCUGCCCCUUUGCAGGGAAUUGUUUGAGGUAUUGUACAUGACAAGAGUUGUACAUGAAAUAAAUGAAAGAGUAUAUUUUAAAUAUAUUGUUUUUAGCAUUUAACAAAUCUGAAAUUAAAGUAAGUUUUAUUUGCCCUACUUAAAUGUAUGAUAAGAGGGAAAAGAAAUGCAUUUUUAAACAGAAUGUUUAUUACCUCAUGAGUACAUCAUGUAUCAUUUGAAAGAGAAGAUAUUAAAAAAAAUAUUUUUUAGCAAGGAUAAAAAACAAAACAAAACAUUGCUAUGUGUUAAAGUUUUUACCUGCUGAAGAGUAUUUCAUUUCCUCUAUACUCAAAUUGUUUUCAGUUUGCUUUACCUCCACACUUGCUGUUAUUACAGGGGGAAAUAUAUAUAUUCUUCCUUACAGAAAAUGGAACUAGAAAUUUUGCCCAGGAAAAACAGCCAGAAGCAAAGAUGUGUUUUGAUUCUUAGUUGCUUCAUAGGUAUUCAUGACAUUAUGGUGUUUAUAUAGCUUGUGAGUAGUACUUUAAACUUGGGUUGCAUAUUAGAUUUUUGUAUGCUUAACCUCCUCCAUCACUUAAGAAAAUAAAAAUCAUAUUAAAACCGAAUUAUUCUAGAAACUAGUGUAAACUGAUGGCCAUUUUAGUUGGGCAUUUUUAAUGAAAGUUAUAUUUUUAUUGUUGUUGAGUUUUGUUGAAUACCGUUCUGGCUUCCUUUCUUUGGCUUUGGAGUAAGUCCAAGAGUUUAUUUGUAAGCCCAGAAGUAGAUUUCUUAGAUAACUUAUCUUUUACUGAGUCCUUUGUAAAGAAGAAGUCUGGUUCAUCAGUGACUGAUCACUUGCACUUCAUUGUAUGAGCUGGAAUUUAUUUCAUAUGAGAGCUAUCACAAAGUUGUCUGUAUAAACAAGGAAUGUGUUAGCUUAAACUGGAUCAUUUACUUUUUGUCAUCAAGCGUCUGUAUUGAACCAAAAGUGUUUAUAUGUCUGCAAAUUAAAGCUAUAUAUUUUCAUAA
Molecule: messenger RNA, 4575 nt
Organism: Chrysochloris asiatica (Cape golden mole)
Lineage: Eukaryota; Metazoa; Chordata; Mammalia; Afrosoricida; Chrysochloridae
Gene: PCDH20
Product: protocadherin 20
Exons: 2
Coding region: 360-3218 (952 amino acids)
Biological process (GO): homophilic cell-cell adhesion
Cellular component (GO): plasma membrane
Molecular function (GO): calcium ion binding
Source: RefSeq, a predicted model, not a curated record